AUGGAAAGUCUGAAUUCACGAAUGCCAGCACCUAGCACAGCUAAAACACUAGAGUCUUUUCCUCCAGCCCAAAGUAACCUUUCUCGUCAAGGACGCCUCCUGAAGCCCAAACCCAGCAUGAGCUGCCGACGCAAGCGUGAAUUCAUUUCUGAUGAGAAGAAGGACGCUUCCUACUGGGAGAAACGUCGUAAGAACAACGAGGCAGCUAAACGUUCUCGUGAAAAACGUCGUCUGAACGACAUGGUGCUGGAGAACAGAGUACUGGCCCUGAAUGACGAGAACAUCCGUCUGAAGACAGAGCUCCUGCAGCUGAAGCUCCGGUUCGGACUCAUCAGCACUGCCUCUUACAUGGAGAAGAGCCAGCAGAUUGGAGGAAGCAUCAAUGGAACUCCUGGAGGCACCAAUACUUCCUCCUCCAACCACUUCUACUUGAGUAGUUAUUCUAAUAGCUCCCAAAUGAUAAUGAACUCUGACUCUUCUGAGGCGGAACAGUCCAGUCGAGGGGAAAGGCGCCCCCGGGGUUCUCUGUCCGACAUGUCAGACGGCUCCUCUCCCGGCAGUCCAGAACCGAUGAACUACGAGAUUAAACGUGAAGAAGUACAGGUAGAAAUGGACACUGGCAGUGCCUCCACUACAGAGAUAUUCAGUGUCCAACAUGGACUUAGCACCUCGCGCCAUCAACAAAUCCUACAAUCUGGUUAUUCCAUACACCAGCAGCAGUGCCACCAGCUGGAGACCGUUGUGAGCCCCACAGCCCAAACUGCAGUCCAGGCUCCUCAGAGGAGUGUGAUCCUCUACCGCUCCCGAAGUGCCUCCUAUCCAAUUGAUCCUCAGUGGCUCAAACCAACAGAGCUCAAACUGGAUGCAAGGAGCACAGAUAGCCUGGCAGAGGUGACCAAACAGUUAGAGAGAAAGACUUUAGACUCUCCUCCUUUUGAUUUCACAGAUGGAGAUGAUGGGGAUAAGCAGGUGUACAAAGCUUGUAACCAUCAGGAAGAGGCAGAGAGCCAGAGGGGGAACGACCCUGCUCCACAGCUUCAUGAGGAAGGUGCCCAGGUGUACAGGCACUCUUACCUCAGUACACAGGAUGACGAGCCACCUGUGCUUACUUAUGAGGGCGGCUCUGGGAUCAAAGGGUACUAUCAAAGAUGCUCAGGAAAGUAUACCUCCUCCAGUGAUGGAGACCCUCGCAGCUCUGACAAAGACGCGUCAACUGACGACGAGUCCCCUUCUUCAUCCUGUUCUGACACGGGCAGCUACCAUCAGCACUCGUUCAUCGGCCAUCCGCCAGGGUCACCCUCGACCUUGACACAGGGUUCACACCCUCAAAACCAAAGCAAGGAUAGUCAGGCAGAGGUCAAGAGUACAGCACUGCCUCAUAAACUGCGGCUCAAACACAGAUCACUCAGUAACGGCAGGACGGUCACCCUCGAGUCCCCUACCACACCGCCUGCCCUGGCCUUCCCCCAGCACCCCUACCUGGCCCUUCCCCAGUCUGGCCAGCAGCUGACCAACAAAGAGAGAGAGGCACAGUCACCCACAGGGUUAUGCAAGCAGGCGAGCCCAGAGGAACAAGGGAAAACAGAGUGUGGGAAAAGAGAAUCCAAUGUAUGGAACUGUCGGAAUAAAAGACACGACUGA
Molecule: messenger RNA, 1641 nt
Organism: Chanos chanos (milkfish)
Lineage: Eukaryota; Metazoa; Chordata; Actinopteri; Gonorynchiformes; Chanidae
Gene: nfil3-2
Product: nuclear factor, interleukin 3 regulated, member 2
Exons: 2
Coding region: 1-1641 (546 amino acids)
Biological process (GO): regulation of DNA-templated transcription; circadian rhythm
Cellular component (GO): nucleus
Molecular function (GO): DNA-binding transcription factor activity; DNA binding
Source: RefSeq, a predicted model, not a curated record